CCGUUACAAUCAAUAAAAAAAAAUUAGAGAACAAGAGGACUUUAAAAUGACUGGUAAGUGAGAGAUUAAAGGGAAAAACAGACUACUUAUUUUAAUGUGCUUAAGAGAUUGAAGAGAAUCCAUGGCAAGUAUUUAAGGGUUGAAGAAGGCUCAAAAUAGAGGCAAAGUUUUAAUUAAGUUUUUGAGAGGGAUCCCCCAAGAGUAUUGCAACAGCCCGAAGCUAGUCCACACUAGUCGGAGGUUGGCUGCCGAGAAAGCACACAAACAACACCAUUCACUGUAGCAAAUUAUACCCAAAAAAAAAAAAAGCCAAUCAAUACUUGGAUCAAACCAAAUCCAAAUGGCUCGUGGAAAGGUUCAGAUGAAGCGUAUCGAGAACCCGGUGCACCGGCAGGUCACCUUCUGUAAGCGCCGUGCAGGGCUCCUCAAGAAGGCUAAGGAGCUUUCCGUUUUGUGUGAUGCUGAGAUUGGAGUUUUCAUCUUCUCCGCUCAUGGAAAGCUUUAUGAAAUGGCCACCAAAGGAACUAUGCAAGGGCUUAUAGAGAGGUACAUGAAGGCUAAUCCAGCGGCUCAGACUGAACAAGCAGCCAUGGAGAUGCAGCCUGCUGCAGUGCCGGAUGCAAAUGAGGAGAUCAACAUGCUGAAGCAAGAGAUUGAGAUUCUCCAAAAAGGCCUCAGUUAUAUGUUUGGAGGCGGAGCCGGGACGAUGACAUUGAAUGAACUUCUUCUGCUUGAGAAACAUCUUGAGAUAUGGAUUUAUCAUAUCCGCUCAGCAAAGAUGGACAUUAUGUUUCAAGAGAUCAAUCUGCUGAGGAACAAGGAAGGAAUUCUGAAAGCUGCAAAUAAAUAUUUGCAAGAUAAGGUAGAGGAGAACAUUGGAAAUAUUGCUGACUUUGGAGAAAUGACUACUAAUACUGACUACCCACUAACCAUACCUAAUGAAAUAUUUCAGUUCUAGGAUUUGCUCCAACUAUAUAUAUCAUACCUAUGAUAUUAAUUAAUUGGAGCAUCUAUAUUAUUAUCAAAAUUAUUAUUUUUAGUUUAUCAUCAUGUGUGUGUAAAAUAUUUCUUUGUAUCAUUACUAAUUAUUUAGGCUCUCCAUAAUAUGGUAUGCAAAGUCAUCAACCAUCUUCCUCAAAUAAUGUAUUCUGAUACAAAAACCUUAGCUAAAUUAUAAUUGAUGUUGUGG
Pistacia vera is the source of this 1189-nucleotide messenger RNA. RefSeq names its product agamous-like MADS-box protein AGL12. The record is from RefSeq and is a predicted model, not a curated record. Lineage: Eukaryota; Viridiplantae; Streptophyta; Magnoliopsida; Sapindales; Anacardiaceae. Bases 341 to 958 code for a protein of 205 amino acids. Gene Ontology annotation, biological process: positive regulation of transcription by RNA polymerase II. Gene Ontology annotation, molecular function: RNA polymerase II cis-regulatory region sequence-specific DNA binding; DNA-binding transcription factor activity, RNA polymerase II-specific; protein dimerization activity. Gene Ontology annotation, cellular component: nucleus. The transcript is spliced from 8 exons.